AUGACUUCCAGACUAGAUCGCUUGGUCACGCUCCUGGAAACAGGAAGUACGCAGCUGAUCCGGAACACGGCCGCCCAGCAGUUGGCAGAUGUCCAGAAGCAGCACCCCGAUGAGCUGUUCAACCUGCUGGGGCGUAUUGUCCCCUAUCUACGGUCCAAGUCGUGGGACACGCGGACGGCCGCCGCCCGCGCCAUGGGGCUGAUCGUGGCCAACGCGGAGCUGUAUGACCCGAACGAGGAGGAUGGCGAGCUGAUCAAGAAGCCGGAGGAUACAGAGGAUGAGGGUGGCGACGACGACAUGGACAUCAAACCGGAGGAGCCGCAGCCGCUGGCGCCCGAGGACUCGCUCCGAUUAGAUACGCUCGACCUUACCGCCGUCCUGAAGCAUGGCAAGAAGCUGCUCGGCAGUGCAGGCAAGGAGCAUGAGUACUCGCUGGCCGCCAUGGACCCGACGGCGAGACUGCAGCUGCAGAAGAAAACCCUCUACCCUCGCUUGGGUCUGGCGCUGAAUUACCUCGAUGACGAGCCAUCGGCCGACGCCGAGCCCGUCCUGAAGCUCUCACUCCCCCCCCCCGCCCCUGAAGAGUCCUUGCCCUCGGUUUUGGUGCGGGAUAAAGCCUUGCGUGCCCCCCCGGCAGGCGUCAUGUCGCCGAGUGAACCACACCCCAACAACGGGGAGGAGGCGGGUCUCAGUAAGCGACAGCUCAAUCAGCUCAAGCGCAAGAAUAAGCAGCACGCCAAAUUAGGCGCCAGCAAAGUCCGCGUGGUCGACUUGUCGUCUUCCUCGCGCCGUCCCUCAGAGAUGGUGGCUGCCUCGCCCUCGAUAGCGACACCGCACCCGGUCAAGACGGAGGAAAACGGCGAAGAAGCCAACGGCGACACCAAACCGGAUUAUUUUUCGCUCGACCGCUCGGGGGGCGACGAUGACUCCAAGAUCGUGUCCGAGUUCAAGGGCCCCAUCGCCCCCGAGAAGCCCAUCAUCCAACCGGAGGUCGAUGAGCACGGACUCUGCUGGCCGUACGAACACAUGUGCGAGUUCCUGCAGGUCGAUCUGUUCGAUCCCAACUGGGAGAUCCGUCACGGCGCCGCCAUGGCCCUGCGCGAGGUCAUCCGCGUCCAAGGCGCCGGAGCCGGUCGUCUCCAGGGCAAGAGCCGAGCCGAGAACAACGCUCUCAAUCGCAAGUGGCUCGACGACCUCGCCUGUCGAUUGCUCUGCGUCUUCAUGCUCGAUCGCUUCGGCGACUACAUCUCCGACAACGUCGUGGCCCCCAUCCGCGAGACGGUGGGUCAGACCUUGGGUGCCCUGCUGUCCCAUCUACCCUCGAGAUCCGUCAUUUCGGUCUAUCGCAUCCUCCACCGCAUCAUCAUGCAAGCGGAUCUGGCCCUGGAUCGUCCAGUCUGGGAGGUCUGUCACGGUGGCAUGAUUGGGCUGCGCUACCUGGUCGCCGUUCGCAAAGACCUCCUCAUCAAGGACACGAAGCUCAUGGACGGCGUCCUGGAAGCCGUCAUGAAGGGUUUGGGCGACUACGAUGACGAUGUCCGUGCCGUCAGUGCGGCAACCCUCAUCCCCAUCGCCGAGGAGUUUGUCACUUCGCGCCAGGGUACCCUCAGUCUCCUGAUGAAUAUCGUGUGGGACUGCCUCUCGAACCUGCAAGAUGACCUGAGCGCGAGUACCGGGUCCGUCAUGGAUCUCCUCGCCAAGCUGUGCACAUUCCAAGAGGUCCUCGAUGCCAUGAAGGCCAAUGCGGCCCAUGAUCCCGAGUCCUCCUUUGAGAAGCUGGUCCCCCGUCUCUAUCCCUUCCUGCGACACACCAUCACCAGCGUCCGCUCCGCCGUUCUCCGCGCCCUCAUGACCUUCUUGCAACUGGAAGGCGAAGGCACGAACCAUUGGGUCGAUGGGAAGGCCAUGCGUCUGAUCUUUCAGAACUUGCUGGUCGAGCGCAACGAGGGCGUACUCAAGUUGUCUCUCCAGGUUUGGGCGGAAUUGCUCAAAGGCCUGCAGCAGCGUCGUUUCUUCCAGUCGGAAGCGGAAUUCUCAACCCAGAUCCAACCCCUCGUCGCAUUGAGUCUGGGCCCGUUUGGUGUCCCCAGGUACCCGAUCCCCAUGAAUGCCUCGCUUUUCAUCAAACCAUCCGGCGUUCCCUACUCGCAGGCGACCGCUGCUCCAGCCCGGUCCUCCCCAGCGGCCGCUGCUGGCCCCGAACCGGUCAAGGGGCGUCGGCGCAAGUCUGAAAAGAAGGAGGCGCCAGCUUCUCCUUCAUCACAUAAUGUGGACGGCCAUAUGCUCCAGGGUGACAUCGAUCUUGUAGGUGCCGAUACGAUGCUCCGGUCCAAGAUCUACGCCGCGAAGGCCUUGGGUCAGCUGUUGGCCGUUUGGGAUCGGCAUGACCUGCCCAGUAUGUGGGACUCCAUCGUCGAGGGACUCCGGUUCCCGGCAUCCACUUCCCAGCUGUCGGCCACCAUGGUGGUGGAAGAGUACGCCAAAAUAUCGGGUCCGGAGAGCAAGUACGUUGCGUCUCUGUGUGACCGUCUGCGGCCCAUCAUCGAGUCCGACCGGCCGGCCUGGUACAGUGACGUGGCCUGUUACCUCCAUGUUGCUCGCGCACAGUGUCACUCUCUGCUCAACACCUUCCGAGACCAUGCUCAUGUGCCCGGCUCCCGGUUGCCGGUUCUGGCCGUGGUUGUCCAGGGUGACCCGGAAGCUGGUCCCAACGCCUUCUCCCUGGCCGAUGCCGAAAAGGUGAUCGGUGCGGACUUUGAACGGUUGAAGAAGAGCUUGACGCCGGCCCAGCGCAUCACUGCCAUCCAGGUCUUGAAGGAUACGCGCGCCACUGCGGAAUCGGCAAUCGAGGAAGCCAAGAACAUCCGCGAGCAACGGGACAUGCGCAUUCGAGCCGCAGCCGCGGGAGCCCUCGUUGCUCUGCAGGACAUUCCCAAGAAGCCCGGCCAUAUCAUCAAGGGCAUGAUGGAUAGCAUCAAGAAGGAAGAGAACGUCGAGCUACAGCAGCGCUCCGCCACUGCGGUCGCCUCCCUGGUGGCUUACUACACCACCGCCGCCAAACGUGGCCCGGUGGACAAGAUCAUCGGCAACCUGGUGAAAUACUGCUGCGUGGACACGUCCGAAACCCCCGAGUUUCACCACAAUGUCAGUCUCGAGAAAUCAAUCCUGUCCCUACGCAAGGAAGAAGAUCGACGUGACCACCCGGAUGCCGCCAAGUUUGAACGGGAGGCCAAAGAAGCCCGAAUCAUGCGCAGAGGCGCAAAGGAUGCCCUCGAGCAACUGGCGGUCCGCUUCGGUGCGGAGCUGCUGGAUAAGGUCCCCAACCUGGCGAGCCUGAUCGAACGACCCCUGCGCGACGCACUCACCGGCGAUCUGCCGACGAGUAUCUACGACCCAGAGAAUGAGCUUGGCCAGGAGAUCGUGGAUGGACUCUCGACGCUGCGUGCCCUGUUGCCCCGGUUUCACUCUGGUCUCUAUCCAUGGGUGAUCAACCUCAUGCCCAUCAUCGCCAAAGCGCUGCAGUGUCAACUGUCGGUCAUCCGAUAUGCGGCUGCCAAGUGCUUCGCCACGCUCUGUAGCGUCAUCUCGGUGGAAGGUAUGACGAUGCUGGUCGAAAAGGUUCUCCCGACCAUCAACAAUGCCCUGGACGUCCAUCACCGCCAGGGAGCAAUCGAGUGCAUCUACCAUCUCAUCCACGUGAUGGAGGAUGGCAUACUACCCUAUGUGAUUUUCCUGGUCGUCCCCGUGCUCGGACGGAUGAGUGAUUCAGACAAUGAUAUCCGCCUCCUCGCCACGACUUCCUUUGCCACUCUCGUCAAGCUCGUGCCUCUUGAGGCCGGCAUUCCCGACCCCCCGGGCCUCUCGGAGGAGUUGCUCAAGGGUCGAGACCGGGAACGAAAGUUCAUGUCGCAGAUGCUCGACGCCCGGAAGGUGGAGGCGUUUGACAUCCCCGUCACCAUCAAGGCGGAGCUCCGUCCGUACCAGCAGGAUGGGGUCAACUGGCUGGCCUUCCUCAACCGAUACAACCUGCACGGCAUUCUUUGUGAUGACAUGGGUCUCGGGAAGACUCUACAGACCAUCUGCAUCGUGGCAAGCGACCAUCACAUUCGAGCCGAGGAGUUUGCCAAAUCUCAAGCUCCCGAGGUCAGGAAGCUCCCGUCUCUCAUUGUCUGCCCGCCCUCCCUGUCGGGUCAUUGGGAGCAAGAGAUCAAGCAGUACGCCCCCUUCCUCUCUUGUGUCACCUACGUCGGACCCCCCGCCGAACGCUCCGCCAAGCAGGCGAGACUGGAGAGUGCUGAUAUCGUCAUCACCUCGUACGAUAUCUGUCGCAACGAUGCCGCUGUCCUGAGCCCGAUCAGCUGGAACUACUGCGUGCUGGACGAAGGCCACCUCAUCAAGAACCCCAAGGCCAAGAUCACCAUGGCCGUGAAGCGCCUGGUGAGCAAUCAUCGGUUGAUCCUGUCGGGAACUCCGAUCCAGAACAACGUGCUGGAGCUGUGGUCGCUCUUCGAUUUCCUCAUGCCCGGUUUCCUCGGGACGGAGAAGGUCUUCCUCGAUCGGUUCGCCAAACCGAUCGCCGCCAGCCGGUUUAGCAAGUCGUCCUCCAAGGAACAGGAGGCCGGGGCGUUGGCCAUUGAGGCCCUCCACAAACAGGUGCUCCCCUUCCUGCUGCGCCGUCUCAAGGAAGAAGUCUUGAACGAUCUGCCGCCAAAGAUCAUCCAGAACUAUUACUGCGAUCCGAGCGAGCUGCAGAAGAAGCUCUUUGAAGACUUCACCAAGAAGGAACAGAAGGAGCUGGCAGAAAAGGUGGGCAGCACCGAAAAGUCCGACAAGGAGCACAUCUUCCAGGCGCUGCAGUAUAUGCGCCGGCUGUGCAACUCCCCCGCCCUGGUCGUCAAGGAGGGCCACAAGCAGUAUAACGAGGUGCAGACGUACCUGCACAACAAACAGUCGAAUAUCCGCGACGUGUCGCAUGCGCCCAAACUGACGGCGCUCCGCGACCUGCUUCUCGACUGCGGCAUUGGCGCCGAUCGCUCGGCGGAGGGCGAGCUGGACACGGGCGCCAGCUACGUCAGCCCGCAUCGCGCCCUGGUCUUCUGCCAGAUGAAGGAGAUGCUGGACAUCGUACAGAAUGAUGUGCUCAAGAAGCUUCUCCCCUCGGUGCAGUACCUCCGGCUCGACGGCAGCGUGGAAGCCACUCGUCGCCAAGACAUCGUCAACAGAUUCAACACCGACCCCAGCUACGAUGUCCUCCUCCUGACUACCAGUGUGGGUGGGUUGGGGCUGAACCUCACGGGUGCAGACACCGUCAUCUUUGUCGAACACGACUGGAACCCGCAGAAGGACAUCCAGGCCAUGGAUCGCGCGCAUCGAAUCGGUCAGAAGAAGGUUGUCAACGUCUACCGGUUGAUCACUCGGGGAACGCUGGAGGAGAAGAUCUUAAAUCUACAACGGUUCAAGAUCGACGUUGCCUCCACGGUGGUCAAUCAGCAGAACGCCGGCCUCGGCACCAUGGACACCGACCAGCUUCUGGAUCUCUUCAACCUGGGCGAGACGGCCGAAGGGGCAGAGAAACCCACCGACCACGUCGCCGGCAACGAGGUCGACAUGGUCGACAUUGACGGCGAGGUCAAAGAAAAGGGCAAGAAGGGCUGGCUCGAUGAUCUCGGCGAGCUCUGGGACGACCGGCAGUACCAGGAGGAGUAUAACCUCGACUCUUUCCUGGAAUCCAUGAAGGGAUAA
This is a messenger RNA of Penicilliopsis zonata CBS 506.65, 5742 nucleotides long. RefSeq lists its product as hypothetical. The coding region runs from base 1 to 5742 and encodes 1913 amino acids. The transcript has 4 exons. Gene Ontology annotation, molecular function: ATP hydrolysis activity; DNA binding; TBP-class protein binding. NCBI's taxonomy places the organism in Eukaryota, Fungi, Ascomycota, Eurotiomycetes, Eurotiales, Aspergillaceae. The record is from RefSeq and is a predicted model, not a curated record.